AUGAGCAGACUGGUAUCGCACAACUACGCUGCAGUCGUAGUCGGAGCUGGUCCGGCCGGCGUCGCGGUGCUGGGAAACCUACUCGAGUUAGGGCUGAACAAAAUCGCCUGGAUCGACCCAACGUUCGAUGGGGGACGUGUAAACAGUAAAUAUCGAGAAGUCCCGAGCAAUACCAAAGUAUCGUUUUUUCGCUCUUAUGCUACCAGCGUACAACCAUUUCGCAACAUCGUCCAAAGCACCCGAACUCCUAAUGCUUUUUCGGUUAUGAAUAAGCUGGAUCAGGAUGAUACGUGCUCUUUACACUAUGCUGCCGAUAUGUGUAAAGAUCUUACGGCUGGUUUGCUCAAAAUGAAACAAGUCUCUCAUUACCGCGGUGAAGUGACAAGUGCCAAUUUUGAAGACCAUAACUCAACAUGGACAGUUCGGAUUCGCUUAGCCGAUUCCCCUACGUCCAAUACCGAAGUAUUCGCUCCUCGACUCAUUCUGUGCACAGGCUCAGCACCGAUAGCAACACCCGCGCAGCCAGUCGUAGCAGACAAUGCCAUCGAGCAACUUGACCUCGACACAGUCCUGAAGCCAAGCAUCCUCCACGAAGCAUUGCCCAAGAACGAGCCUGUGACAGUCGCAGUCAUUGGCGCAUCGCACAGCGCCAUCUUAGCAAUCAUGAACCUGGUUGAUCUGGCACGCACCAGCCAUCCCAACCUACGCUUGAAAUGGUUCACGAGACACCCGCUUCGAUAUGCAGAAUUCAUGGAUGGCUGGAUUCUGCGUGACAACACAGGCCUGAAAGGUCAAGCAGCGGAAUUCGCACGCGAACAACUUGAAGAUUCGCGCCUACCCGUCUCUGAAGCUGGGCAAUUCAUUGAAAAAGUCGACACAAGCAAGGGUAAAGAAACGGCAGCUUAUGCAAGCCACUUCCCGAAUUGCACGCAUAUACUUUACGCAGUAGGUUAUAAGCGCAAUCCGCUACCGCGGCUUAGUCGAAAUGGCCGUGUAUUACUUCUAAAUGACGACCACAAACAGCUUGAGUGGGACUCUGGGUUUGGUGGAUUCUUGGAUGAGCACAAAGAAGUUAUUCCGGGCUUGCAUGGUGCAGGUAUUGCGUUUCCUGAGAGAGUUGCUGAUCCCAUCCGCAAUGUUGAGCAUGCGGUGGGGUUUUUUAAGUUUAUGAAGUUUUUGAAGAGAGUUACACCUAUGUGGAUAUGA
Molecule: messenger RNA, 1206 nt
Organism: Talaromyces atroroseus
Lineage: Eukaryota; Fungi; Ascomycota; Eurotiomycetes; Eurotiales; Trichocomaceae
Exons: 3
Coding region: 1-1206 (401 amino acids)
Source: RefSeq, a predicted model, not a curated record